Molecule: messenger RNA, 1885 nt
Organism: Sitophilus oryzae (rice weevil)
Lineage: Eukaryota; Metazoa; Arthropoda; Insecta; Coleoptera; Curculionidae
Exons: 5
Coding region: 189-1229 (346 amino acids)
Source: RefSeq, a predicted model, not a curated record
AUCGAAGUGGUCGGUUUGGGUGCGUGCACCGCUGUCGAUUGUCUUCUGUUUCCGGUCGCCGGAUUCGCGCGGAUACCUCGAUCUUUGCGAGCUUUGUUGAUGUUUUUUAACGGUCAAAAACGUCUUUUUAACGCAAAAGGAAUCUAUCGCAAUUAGUGUAUGGAAUAAACCAUUAUAAUCGUGCGGAAAUGGAACCAAAAUUGAUUUUCGCCACAUUAUCUACCAUAAUCCUGUCUAUUUUGGAUCUGAUCGAUGGUCAUGGGCGCCUCAUUGAACCCCCUUCAAGAGCAUCGGCUUGGAGGUACGGAUUUGAUACUCCUCACAACUACAACGACCACGAACUCUACUGUGGAGGAUUUACGAGACAAUGGGUGAAGAAUGAAGGCAAGUGUGGCGUUUGUGGUGACGCUUGGGAUUCUAAAAAACCUAGAGCUCAUGAGUUCGGUGGUGUUUAUGGACAAGGAGUUAUUGUCCGAAAAUACGGAGUUGGAUCAGUUAUGAAUAUAAGGGUUGAACUCACUGCCAAUCAUUUUGGAUAUUUUGAAUUUGCUUUAUGCCCAGACUACAAAGCGGCAACUCAAGAUUGUCUAGACCAAAACAUAUUAAAACUAGUGAAGCCUCAAGACGGUGUUGAGCAUCGUGGUUAUAGGUUCUUCCCCAAAGAAGGUAACAAAGUUUACGAAAUUAAAUACAGACUUCCGAAGAGGACAUGCAAGCACUGCUUGUUGCAGUGGAGAUAUAUUGCAGGUAACAAUUGGGGUAACUGCCCCAACGGUACCGGCGCAGUAGGCUGCGGCCCCCAGGAAGAAUUCCGCGCCUGUGCUGACAUCACCAUCUCUGGCAAGGCCACCGAUGAAGCCAUGGUACCACCCACACAACCUAUCGAACCCACAGAAGAGGACGAAGACUACAACGAACUGGUACCUCUGUCCAGCAGUCCAUCACCUGGAGAUGUACCACUUCCAGAACAGAGCUACAGCCCUAUUUCGGCCAUCAUCGUUAGCGUGGUGUCUUUUUUAGUAGCAUUUUUAGUUUUAUUCCUUCUCUACUUUCAUUUCUACCAGGUUGGUAGGAAGAUUAGGGACUGGCUUAAAACUAGAAGGGAAAAGGGCGAAACGAAGGUUAGUAACAUGCAGAAAUUCCCGCCUAUGGUGCCGCCUAGGAGUAAAAAGGGACCAGCUCCACAACCGACGCAGAGCAUGAUUUAUUCCACGCAGCAUAUGGUAUGAAAUUGGUUGUAUUCGGUGAUACAGAAAUGAAGAUAUAACUUGUCAAAUAUAGAAUGAUAUCUGGCGAUUUUCGAAUGGGCACAUGGGCAGAGUGAUUCACAUUCAUGUGGUCGUUAUGGUUUUCUCUUUCCUUUCUAUGUUUUGCAUGAAAAUUGUAUUAUUACGGAACACGGUUCCUGAGAAAUAACUAUCAUUAACGUGAUAACAACAUACAUUGCGAUGAUACGAUAUUAAUUUUAUUGGUUGAAUUUAAAGACUUCUAUUGGUUAGAAAAUUACGCAGUUUUUAAAUUUAUUGCAUUUUUAUGCCUCCGAUCAUCGGAUACACAAUUUGCUUGUGAUUUGUGUCAUUUUAUAUUUUUAUUUCCAUAACUAUAUCGCCGUUUUACAGUCUAAGAGCUUUUUCCCGCUAGCAACGUUUUCGAAAGAGAGUUUUAAGAAAGCUGGUUCUAAUAUAUCUUUUGCUAUGCUCUCCUGAACAGAGUGCGGACCAUCUGGCUGCCGGUAGACGUUAGCGUUCACUACUGCGCAUCAUAUCUGUAUUCAACAUCUGUUCACUGCUGUUCAGCACGAAUUCGCUCUAUAUUUCAGGAACUAAGGAGGCUAGGACAAACCUAUGUGUAGUUAGUUUCAUAAUAAAGUAGCAAAGUAAUGUGA